Funneliformis mosseae is the source of this 815-nucleotide messenger RNA. NCBI's taxonomy places the organism in Eukaryota, Fungi, Glomeromycota, Glomeromycetes, Glomerales, Glomeraceae. The record is from the annotation of a GenBank genome assembly.
GAGAACACGAUUUUUUUCUAACGUAUUGCAACACGCAAUUGGAAGCCUGACGGACUGCAAACUCGAGAAAGAGUUGCAGGAGACGGAAGAAUUGCAGGAGAAGGAAGAGUUGCAGGAGACGGAAAGCCAGAGAGACAAAAAUGAAGAUAAAGAAGAAGAUCAAGGUGAUGAAACAGAUGAUCAAAAGGAAAAAGAUCAAGGUGAUGAAAAAGAUGAUCAAAAGGAAAAAGAUCAAGGUGAUCAAGAAAACGAAAAGAAAGAUCAAAUUGAUGUGACUUCCUUUAAAGUCGAAGCUAGAAACCAUAAUGCUCAUGGAAUAACAUACUUAGAAGGAAGAUGGAGUGAUGAGAAAUUACAAAGACUCUCAACGUUAGCAUUAGAAGUAAUCGUAUGUCUUGGAGAUCAAGAAGCAUUCGGACUACUAAUGGAAAUUAAGCGUAAAUUAGAUACUGAACUCAUAGAACGACUGUCCUCAACAAGAAAGAGAAAGCACGAAGAAGAAGAUGUGUGUGCGAAGAAAAGAAAUCUGACAAAUAUAGAGUAUGGAGAGUUUACAGACUUUGCCUUAUGUUUAGUUAGCAAACUGGAAAGGAAUGAGAAACAAGCAAGUCAAAUCGUACGAAUGGUUAUAGAUAAAAAUGAGGUAUUGGUGAACGUCCGGAAAAGUUUAAUAACUCAGAAAGAUGAGGAUAAGAAAAUUAAGAAAUUCGUGGCUCUUACGAAUUUCCAGUUUGAUAUGGCGGGAUCGAAACCACGUGGGCUGCAUUUGUGUCGAGACAUUUAUGAUCUUACGGAUUUACGUCCAGAGUACUGGC